AUGAACGACACAGUAGACAAGCUAGUGAUCUUCCUGGCUAAGAGAGAUGGCAUCGACAAGCUUGUCAAAACCUUCCAAUACGUGUCCAAGCUCGUCCACUGGCACGUAGAGAAAACGCACCCUGACUACGCCGCUCGGGCCAAGCAAUGGGAGGUGGCCUCCGGCCUCAGCCGGAAAGCCUUCCGCUCCGGCCGGUUCCUCGCGGGAUUCAACACCCUCCGGCGGUCCCCUGGCCCCACUCCCGUUUUCCGGCUGCUUGCCAUGCUGUCGAAUGGGGGCGAAAUGGUCUAUUUCUUCUUCGACCACUUGCUCUGGCUGUCGAGGGUCGGGGUCCUCGACGCCAGGCUGGCAAAGAGGAUGAGCUUCAUAUCGGCUUUCGGGGAGUCCGUGGGAUACGUGUUCUUCGUGAUAUCCGAUUUUAUUCUCAUUCGGGAUGGGAUUAAUGCGGAGAGGCAGAUUGCGGGGUCCUCCUCCACGGGUGAGGUGUCGGAAGAUGAUAGGGAGAGAUUGGGGAGGAUUAGGGUGGAUAGGGUGAUGAGGCUGAUGGCCGUGGCGGCUAAUUUGGCCGAUCUGAUUAUCGCGGUGGCUGAGAUUGAGCCCAACCCUUUCUGCUGCCAUGCUGUGACGUUGGGGAUUAGUGGGCUGGUUUCUGCAUGGGCUGGAUGGUACAGAAAUUGGCCGUUGUAA
Striga hermonthica is the source of this 687-nucleotide messenger RNA. The record is from the annotation of a GenBank genome assembly. NCBI's taxonomy places the organism in Eukaryota, Viridiplantae, Streptophyta, Magnoliopsida, Lamiales, Orobanchaceae.